UCAAUACGGAUAUUAUUUCACAGUUGGAUUUCAAUGAUCAAUUCAUUUUAACUUUAUUUUAAUGUUUCACAGAAUAGGAUAUAUAAUGAUCAAUGUUAAUGUUUGGCUUGAUCAUCUUCAAUGUAUAUUUCAUACUUUACAUUGAAUAUACCACCAAAAAUUAAAACAAACAAAAGAAGAUACUAAUUAAGGAUUGGUUCCAAUGAAUAUAAAAAGACGGUGUAAGUUUAAAAGGGAUACAUUAAUGAUUAGUUGUUUCUAUGCAUUCAAUUAGUAUUUCUCAUGUUGGUUAUUGAUUCAUUUAACUCAUAAAUAACAACUUAUAACACUCGAAUUACCGUAAAAAAAAUGAAUGGAAAAUUGUUAGUCUUGUAAAGUUAUUAAGAUUUCCUCAGAAUUAUCAUGUCUGAACCAUCAUCUCCACAACAACAAUCUGAACAUCAUGAACAAUCACAAAGUCCACAUAGUGAAAUCGGUAAUGAAUCUACACAGAAUAAUUCACCACCGAUAAUAACCAUAAAUCAAGAUCAACGUGAAAUAUAUUCCAGAGAACGACGUCAUGAUCGUAAUGUUUCAUUUCGUCAUAGACGACAUCAAGAUUUAUCGCCAAGGUUUGAAGAUGAUCGAAAUAUUAUCUACUUGAAUGAUCCAAACACUAGAUAUUAUCGUUCACAAAAUCAAUUAAGUGAUCCAUCAGGAUUUUGGUUUCAACGCAGUGCUAGUGCAAGAAAUAUCCGUUUAAGAUCAGGAGUAAGCCAUAAUCAUUUGCAUCAACUCAACUUACAUGUUGAUGAUAGAUUAACAAAUCAAAUUCGUCGAUCAUUUCAGGAUAGAAGCAACGGCUUAAGUCAAGAUACAUUAAUUGAACGACAAAAUUUAGUUUUGGUUCCAAUGUAUGGGUUACUUCGUCCUCGAAGAUCAAAAAAUAGAUCUCAUAGAUUAUCAGCAGAUCUAGAAAAUCCACAACGUCGUCAGGUAGAACAAGAUGUUUCUGGUUUCCGAAAUUUGAACAAUUCGCUAUCAUCCCCGUUGAAUGAAGAAACUGUAGACCGACCAAUUAUUUUCACUAAUCCUACAAGUCGAAAUCCUCAUCAACAACCAUUAUCUACUAAUACAGCACAAACACUCUCUCUACGUUCACCAAAUGAAGAUAAUAGUGAUCGUGCUUCACAAGCUGUUCGAUCUCAACCACGAAUAGGUUCCGUCCAAACAUCCAGAGUUACACAAGCUGUACAAACAAGAGGUUUGUAUCAAGGUCAAUUAAGACGUCCUCAAAAUGAUGUAGCUAACCAGCGUCAUAUGGAUGCAAAUCUUGGUGUAAAUGAUCCAUUUGCAAUGAAUAUCACUUCGAGCACAAAUCACCUAAGCGGAAUGCAGCAGCAGUAUGAAAGUGGAGGGCCGAACAGAAGUAAUAAUAAUAACAACAGUAGUAAUCAUCAUGCACAAACAAAUGAAACACUUGCAACUUAUAAUUCACCUAAUAGUAGCAGAGAUAGAGAAAUCUAUGUGUUGCGUAAUAACCAGUCAUCGAUUCAACCUCCUCAAUUGUCUAGUAUCGAUAAUGCUAGUAUGACUACUAGUAUAAGUGAUGCUAGUAGUAUUGAAGAUUUACAUGUAACAGAAAUUGUAGCCAAUAGUCAUAAUGAAUCAGUAAUACAUCGUCCUAGACUAUAUGAAGCAAAUAAUUCAGAUACUGAAAAAAUUGUGAAAAGACAAGAAGUCAAAUAUACAGAGAAGAGAACAGAUGCAACCGAUUGGAGGGCUAAUUUAUUUGGAAGUCGUCAAUUAUGGCGUCAAAUGCUUAUUACUGAAAGAUUUGCUGAUGUAUGGUUUAUUGUUGGCGGUGAUGAUAUAUUAGGUAAUAAUACAUCAAUUAGUUUACAUUCAAAUGAUUCCAGUGCACCAGGUGGUCCAAAAAGUCAAAUUAAUUGUUGUACAAAUAAACAAUUAUUAAAUGUAUCAUCAACACGAUCUACAAAUUGUUCAAAUAGUAUAAAUAAAUCACGUCUGAUGUACAACAAUAAUGAUGGUAAUACUACCACUACUACUACUAAUAAUAAUAAUAGUAGUCAUAGUAAUGGUAAUAAUAAUAAUAAUCCUCCCAAUACAAUUACAAUUACUACUCGUACUAUUACUGCUAAUAACAAUACUACUAAUAAUAAUACUAAUACUACUAAUAAUAAUGAUAAUAAUAAUAAUAAUGUAUAUAAUACUCCAUUAGAUAUAUUAUAUUCAAGAUGUACUGAUUCAGAUCAAGAGAAUACUAUUGAUGAUGCAACAGAUUUGAAUUCAGAUGGUGAACAACCAUCGUGUCAUUCAGAUCAUAAUACAGAUAAUAAAUCCAAUGAUUAUAAUUCACAAAACUUAUCACAUAAAUUAACUUCAACGAAUAAUUUAUUAAAUAGAACAAGUAAUAAUAAUAAUAAUAAUAAUUCAAAUUGUAUUCAUUCAAUGGAUCCUAGUAAAGGAUCAUUGAAUGGAACUAAUGAUACAGAACCAAUUAUUUGGCGUUUUGCUGCACAUCGUUUAAUAUUAGCAGCUGCUUCACCAGUAUUUGAAGCAAUGUUUUAUGGACCAAUGGCGGAUUGUGAUAAUAAAAAUUCGGAAAAUCGUCGAGAAUAUCAUAUACCAGAUAUACAUCCAAAGGCAUUUCAAAUUAUGCUAUCUUAUAUCUAUAGUGAUGAAUUAUUAGUGGAGAAUGAUAUCAAUUUAUUAUUCUAUUUAUUGUAUGCAACAAAAAAGUAUAUCCUUCCACGUUUAACACAAAUUUGUGUUGAAUACUUAAAAGAUUUAAUUACAGCUGAAAAUGUUUGUAUGAUGCUUGAUCGUAGUAUAUUUUUUGAUGAAGUUGAUCUAACUCGUCGAUGUUGGCAUAUAAUCGAUGUUUUGGCCCCAGAUGUAUUAAUAUCACAAGGUUUAUUAACAUUAAAUUCAAAUUGUGUACAUGAUUUAGUUAGUCGUAAUACAUUAAAUUGUCAAGAAUCUGAAGUAUUUGCUGCUGUUGGACGUUGGGCAGGAGCUGAAUGUAAUCGUUUAGGUAUAAGAGAUGUUGUUUCUAAUAGAGUACAAGUUGCAGCAAAUAUAUUACCAUUAAUUAGAUUUCCAACAAUGACAUUAAGUGAUUUUGCUGAAAAUGUUGCUUAUUCAGGUUAUCUUUCAUUAGAAAUGGUACGUGAUUUAUUUGUAUACAUAACAACCAAUAAAUUGAAUAUACAAAAAAAAGAUAAUACAUUAUCAAUAACACGUCGAUCAAAUUCAUUAGCAACUAAAAAAAAUGAAAAUUCUAUUGAAUUGACAGAAAAUGAAAUGAAAUUAACAAAUCCGUCGUCGAUAUCUACAUCAAUACAAUUAACAAAUAAUCAAUCAUCAUUACCAUUUAUAACAAAUUUAUUACCAGAUUCUGGACCAUUUCCAUGUGAACCAAGAAUAGGACCAAAAUUAUGGAGAUGUAGUCGUUUUAAACGUAUUCGAAAAGAUUUAUUAUCAUUAAAUACAUCAAAUAAUCAUAGGCAUACAAUUAGUUUCUCUGUAGGUUCUUCUUUUCAUUCUUUUCAUUAUGAUAUUGUAUUACAAUGUAAUGUGAUAAUAUUGAACUUUUGAAUUGUUUGAUGAAUGGAAUGAACUAAUCAUCUGAUUAUCAGAUGUUGUUUUUACUUUAACUAAUGAAUGUAUUUCACGUGUAAGAUUAAUGAGUAAAACUGAUAUGGUAACUAUAAUUCAUAUGUAUGAUAAGACCGUGGGACUUAGUUGAGAAUUAUUAGUUUUUAGUCGCCCCAAUCGUUGUUGCUACGUUGACGUGGUGGUCGGGUUUACCUAUCAUAAUGAGCUAGUCGAACUAUACUCGCUGGAAUAGUUGUUCCUCAAGAUUCUACAAUGCCAGAUAGGUCGAUUGAAGAACAAUAAGACUAGUGCAACAAACCUUAGGUCUGAAAGUGAAGUCGUACUGCUGAGUGUACAGAGGUGUGAUGGCAUUAAGGUGUUUCCUAGUAAGUGGCCUAUACUCUUCCACGAGGGUAAACAGGCGUAAUGAAGCAUUUGAAUUGCUCAACUAAUUGUUUAAUUAGAUAUUUAAUGAACACUUAUCAUUGCGAUCGAGAAAUAGAUCAUUUAAAGUAUCAAACAGUUUAUGUUUACAUCAUCGAAAACAAGUGUGUGUGUGUGUGUGUGUGCACUUCAAUAAUGUCAUUGUACCUUAAAGUGAAAUCAUGAGUUGGUAUGUAUGUUAUAUGAUUUACACUAUUAACGUAUUUGUGAUAAAUGCUUAGUGAAAUCAAUUGAUGAAUUAAAUCUUUUCUGAAUGAUCUACUUUUUCAUUUUAAAAUGUUACAUUCUCUUGGUAUCAGUAAUAUUAUUCUUGUCACUUGACAUGAACCUAUUCCUAAUAUUCUUGUUGUUGACCGUUGUUGGUACGUUGACUUGAUGGUUGGGUUUACCUAUUAUGAUGAACUAACCGAGUUAUAAUGGCUAGAACAAUCGUUCCACAAGGUCCUACCAUGCCACAUAAGUCGGUUGAAGGACGAUGUAAAUAAAAGCAGCACACCCAAGGUCCGAAGGUGAAGUCGUACCGCUGAGUGUACAGAGGUGUGAUGGCAUUAAGGUGUUUUCUUCAGACAUCCAUGAUAUCAGCGAUGCUACCUUCGCUCAAGGAAGUGUGGGAUUAGAAACGGUCGACCCUAUAAAAUGCACACUUCAUCUUAUCCGACGGAUAUCCGUCUCUGGUGUUAAAGCUCCGACAAGUACGGAGGUAACACAAAAAUUACCCACAAAAGAUCGUAUGUGACCGAUCUUAAUCAGUUAUACCUCGGUUACUGCGGUCACACUCUCAGAUCACUAUGAGCACCUUUAAUCCAAUCUCGUUUUCCGGUACCUCCAGAAGGACCCUUCCACGGUGUAGGAAACCGAGAAGUGACAACCGCCCUCAUACUUCUAACAGUACUCAAGUCUUUUUAAAUGGUAAUGAUAAUGGUGUGUGCUAAUGAUGUCGAUGGAUAUAAGUAAUAUGUGUUAUCGUCAAUCGAAAGUGAUAUAUCCUGAAGCGGAAGGUUAAUAAGAUCGAAGAGAACGAGAACAAAGAAUGAUUGGUGUGGAAACGAAAGAACAAUGAAAUCUGAGACGAUUGACUGACAUUUUGCAAUUGAAGUAUUUACUAUAUGGUUCUUAGAUUUUAUUCUGCAAUGUGUGUGUUCGAAUAUAAUUGAUUGUACGCCAUUUAUGUUCUCGUUCGCUAAAAUCUGAAUCAAAGUCUGAUGUUAAACAGUACUGUCAAUUAAACAGUCUACAGAUUAUUCAACAACAAUUCUUGAUGUUCGUUUAUUGAUUAAAUAAUAAAUGAAGUUUUUUUAUUUAGAAUGAACCAAUAUGUUUAACAUAAUCCUCUCAUAUUUAGUUAAAAGUAGAAUAUAAGCAAUAAUAUGUAGUAUUUUGUAUGAUUUUCAUCACAUGACCUAGAAGCCAUUGAAAUUCACCUAAUACUAGAAAGUUGUCUAGUACCUGUAUGGGAUUUCUGACAGGACCCACACACCCUCCUCCAACUAUAGAAUUCAAACACAUCAAUUAUCAGGAUAUGUAGGCUAUCAUUAGACCAUUGAUAAACAAUUAACAAUAUGAAGAGUACAUACAAAACAUGGAAAAAUAGACUUAACCUAACUACUUAAGAAUGAUAAUUUCUUGUCAGAAUUAUCAGUAUUGGGUUGUGGAGAUUAGUAAACUUUUGUUUGAGAUCAUAAAUCGAUCGAUAUUAGAGCAUUACUGAAAACCUGGGAGCAGUGAACGGCCAGUUCGUCCUAUUAUGGAAGAUGGUCGCGCGAUUUCGUGGAUUGUUUGAGGUUAGACAUUAAAACUGUUAGAUGCCGGCUCAAUGGUCUAGAAGUUAAGUGUGAUAUUGCCUGGGUGCCCAGACCGAAGUAGCUUGCUUUCUUAGGGGGUUACACCCGGAGCAUUCGACCUAAAGGUCUGAUCCACCAGGUAGUGAAGCAACGUCAGGAGAUGCAGUCCCAUGGUAGCCGGUGACCAACAAUAGGUUCAUACACCAUUUAUUCCUUCAGGAUCCUAGAGCCAAUCCAUGUGUACCAUUGGCUUAGAAUCAGGGUUUUCCAACUCACCUAUGUGGACCCUCUGUGUCUACCAACCCGGUCGGAGCGCCGAACAUUCGUUUUUCGUUCCCUCAAUUUCAGAAACAACAGUAAUGCCGCGAGAAGGCAGUGAGUUUGACUUCCGUGGUAUUGGUUGUAUGCAUGUGACCUUAUAACGGCACUUGGAGAAGGAGAACUAACUGUAACUACCCUCCGCCUUUAGGGGCAUAACAUAAACUCUGGUGCAGAUGAGCAUCAAUUUAAGUUGUGUGAUCGCGACUUAAAUUCUCAGUACUAAGUAAUGACAUUUUAUCUUUCAGAGAAAAUAAAGUAAUACUAUUUCAAUUUGUAGAAUAUCCACAGUCAGUCAGUCAGUCAGUCAGUAACAACGUAGAACUUCGUACGUACGUACAUCAGUUCGAGUUGCCACACCACAUUAACACAGAGAUGCAGUUGUCGAUUCAAAUCCCGUAGUGGUAGAGGUAGCAAGAGUAUAAGCAGUAAUCGGGAAGAUUAGUGUUUGGAGAUUUUAUUUAAAGAGCAUAAUACAGUGAAAUGAAUUUGAAAAGAGAAAAAAAAGAGACAAGGAGGAAUAAGAUCAAAAUUUGGGAGAACACAAAGAGUGUAUGCACCUGCGCCAUUGCAAACGAUUUUGAGCCAUAUCAUUCAGGGUCUCUAACCAUUGGUUGCUAUCAUCUCGCGGUCCCCAACCAGGUAGUUUACACCUACCGACAUGACUCAGUCCACUUGUCAGUGACUUCAUGGACUUGUGCCAUGUUUUGGUCUGGCCGCCCCUAGCUUUCUUCCAACCUACUCCACUCAUAUACCACUGAACAUUGCACGUCGAGGCAGUCGGUGGUUGGGCAUACGUAACACGUGUCCAAGCCAUCUCAACUGAUGGAGUUUCACUACGUCAUCAAUUGAUUUGCCAUCCUUAUCUAGUACCCGUUUCCUAACAACUGCAUUACUUACUCGAUGGUCCCACGAUAUACAAGCAAUAUUUCGAAGACACCUAUGAAAUAUCCACAAACGUAUCCUAAUUCAUUCUCUUCACAUUUUUUUUUCUAAAUUCCAGGUAUCUGCAUCUAUAUUUAUUGCUGGUGUUGGAAUUUAUGGUUCAACACAAGUUGGUGAUAUUCGUACAGUUCAUGUUGAAUUAAAAACAGGAAAUGGCAAUACACCUCUACCAUCACCAGCUGCUAUAACACCAAAUUUAAAUCAAUUAUCAGAUCGAAUGUAUCUUUCACAAGCAUCUAGAAGUACAAGUGAUUUAACUAAUUUGAAUGUAUCUACACGUUUAUUUCAUAACAAUAGUAAUAGUAAUAAUAAUAAUAAUCGUGGAGGCAAUUUAAAUAUUUGGGAUAUUACAGGAUUAUCAAGAUUAGAUGAAGGUGAUUCAUUAAAUCAUUUCAAUAAAAAAUAUUCAACAAAAUGUCUUGCUAGUAAACAAAUUUCAUUAAGAUCUGAUGGAACUAAUCGUGUUUAUGAUAUACGAUUUCGAUGUCCAGUAAAGUUGGUUAAAAACAGACGAUACUAUUUAAGUUUAAGCACAUCAAAUUCUGAUCAUCAUAAUCCAGCAUCAAUGUCAACAUCAUCUACAGCAAUUAAUUCAUCAACAUCCUAUAUUGGUUUCUAUGGUGGCACUGAAAUUAUGAUACAUUGUCCAUCGGAAGAAACAUUAAAUAAACGAAAUAAUAAUGAAACAAUAACAAAUAUCAAUAAGAAAUCAUCAUCAUCAUUAUCAACAACAACACCACCAACAUUGUCAUCAUCUAACAUUCGAAAGAAACGAUUAGAAACAAAUAAAUUCAAUGAGAAUACUUAUUUAUUAGGUAAUAAUGAAAUGGUUAUAUUUAAUUUUCAUGAUAGUUGGGAUGGUUUAGAAAAUGGUAGUGUUGAUAGAGGAUUAAUACCGGAUUUAUUAUUUUAUACUUGUUUCUAAGAAAGAAAAAAAAAGAUUUUUCAUUUCAUUUCAAUUAUUUCAAAUAAACAUGAACUUAAUAUGUUCCCCUUCAUGUACAUUAACUUUUUAUUGGUCAAUUUCAUAUUAUUGUUAUAUAUGUGAAAUACAAUUGAAAGAUUCUAUGAAUGAUUAAAGAUUAUAUCUAUGUAAUUGUAACCUUCCAUUCCUCAUUUCCCUAUUCUUUUCAUAUGAUAUUAUACUCUAAAUUCAUAUGAAUACAACAUAACUAUUGCUCAAUAUGAUUCCUUUCUAAAAAAAAUUCGAUAUCCGGUGAAAACUACUUAAAUGAUUAGUUAGUAAGAUAAAUUUUCUAAUGAAAAAAAAGAAACGAAGGACAUUGAUAUUUCACAAUUAUUUUAUAUUAUUAAAUAUCAGAUAUUACAUCAUCUAUUGUUUCAUUAAAAAGUCAAGCUUAUUAAUGAUUUGGAUAAUAAUAGAUAAUCAAUAAACGAUCAUCUAAUCAUCAUAUAUUGUUGUCAUUGUUGCUCAAUAAAAAGUCAUUAUAUAUAUGGUUGAAGAUGUUGUGUGAUAUUCAUCGUAGAGUAUUUAGACCUAUCCGCUAUUUUCUUCUGCUUGUUCUUCUUCUUCUAAAUCAUGAAUUCUACACGUCAUAUUUCACUGCUUUAUCUUUAUUCGUUUAUUUUUUCAACAAUAUUCCCGACCUAGUGGUUAAGUGCUCGUGCGCGAGACUGACAGGCCCUUAGUUCGAAUCCGACGAGGCGGGGUUGUGGAUGUGCGCACUGCCACAGAGGAGUUCUACAAUAAGAUGAAACGACCAUCCAGUGCUUCUAGGUUUUCCAUGGUGCUCUAGCCUCAAAUGGACUCAUGAUCUCAACGAUUGAAAUUCCUAUUUCUAUUAAACAUUUCUUCUUCAGCUAUAUUAUUCAUCAUGUUAUAAUUUCCACUGCUAUUGUGCUGUCAACGUGUAUUAACACACAUUCGUUUUAUGUCCUAAUAUAAUCAGGACGAUAAGAUCAACAUAAACAGACAAUUGUCGAUAAUUAUAAAGAUUAACGUAUAUUAUCCACAUACUGAACAAAGACAACAUAAACGCCAAACAGUAAACCGCAUUGACACACACAAUCUCAACCAAAAACUUAACAAUCUCCACAACCCCCAUACUGAUAAUUAACAUGUGCUCACUAGUGACUAGCUUCGUGAGGGAAUUCUCGGAGUUCUAGUGAGAAGUCGUGACCAGUGGAGCUAAUCCGUGUCGGGUAGAGACAGUUAUCUGCCUCAGUACAAUGGAAGGUGGUCGCGCAAUUUCGUUGGAUUGGUUGAUGUUAGAGACUAACACCAUUGGAUGCCGGCUCACUGGUCUAAUGGUUAAGUGCUCAGGCGCGAAG
Messenger RNA from Schistosoma haematobium, 9380 nucleotides. Its product is annotated as BTB/POZ domain-containing protein 1, variant 2. Gene Ontology annotation, cellular component: cytosol. Gene Ontology annotation, molecular function: protein binding. The coding region runs from base 403 to 3600 and encodes 1065 amino acids. Gene Ontology annotation, biological process: neurogenesis. Lineage: Eukaryota; Metazoa; Platyhelminthes; Trematoda; Strigeidida; Schistosomatidae. The transcript is spliced from 10 exons. The record is from RefSeq and is a predicted model, not a curated record.